This is a messenger RNA of Capronia epimyces CBS 606.96, 1662 nucleotides long. RefSeq lists its product as uncharacterized. The record is from RefSeq and is a predicted model, not a curated record. Bases 1 to 1662 code for a protein of 553 amino acids. NCBI's taxonomy places the organism in Eukaryota, Fungi, Ascomycota, Eurotiomycetes, Chaetothyriales, Herpotrichiellaceae. The transcript has a single exon.
AUGGAGUCUGAGUCGCGAUCUCUUCGCUACGUUCUGAACGAGCGUGAGUACGAGCUCCUCCGACGACAUGUUCUCCGCGUAUCACCGAAACUACGUGAAGCGGGCAAGGACGGAUCAGAGAGACCGAGCGUCGCCAGUGACUCUGAAUCCACUGGCCGACGCGACGACCAUAACGCCGCCGCCUUUCGCUCAGCCUCGCGCGUGUUUGUGGCCACCCUGGGCUCUUUAAAAGCACUCGAUCUCGUUUUGUCGCGCCUUCCAUCCCGCAACACCCAGACCGCGACCCGGUCCAGACAGCCACUGGUGGCGUCAAAGACGAGACUGGCACUGUCGCUCUCCUCUCUUCUCUUCCUGCACACGGUGCUCUUCCGGGUCUUCGCGCGCCUGAGGCUACGGCUACUCCAUGAGAGGGUGCGGAGCAUUCGAGAGCGGUACCCCAAGGUUUACGCGGCAUUGACUUCUCGGAUUGCGCCCGCCAUUGGCGCUAGUCUGUCGGGACUCGCAUUGGGCAUAUGCCCUGCCGACCAGCUCCGAGUGACGGCGGCGAUAUAUGUUGCGUCUCGGGCCCUGGAGAUCGGCUAUGCUGCCAUCCGGCAUACCAAGGUGAUUGCCAACAAGCCCUCGUGGCUGGGAAGUUGGGUCCUGUUUGCUCUGGCACAGGGACAACUGCUACACGCGUUUGUAUUUGAUCGGGAUUGCUUUCCCGAAGCAUACGGCUCUUUCGUUCUCGGCUAUACGCCCGAAUACGUCCAGCGUCGCCCAGCAAGUCUCUCGCCCAAAGUGGUGUGGCCUCGACCGGACGACAUUCUCGACGCCCUAGGCCAGAUGGCCAGCCUGAGAUGGCCGCCUUUUGUGUCGCCCAUCCUCCAGCCUAACAAUCCGAACACGCUGCCUCGUGGGAUUAACUCUGUCAUCUCACCCGUCACGUCUCGGGCGCACCCUGCAAUCCACAAGCUAUCAUGUGCUCUGAUACACCCAUCAGACCCGUCGUGUUUCAUGGCAUACCUGAGGCAUAAUCUGAUCGCGUUUCCACAGAUGGCCAAAUUUUACACCAUAUAUUACGCGGCUUUUGCACUGUUACGAAUCAAAGACUUUGCCAGCUCCCCGCUUGCUUCCGCCAACCGACUGUCCGAAUCCAUUUUGAGAUCGACCAUGGCCAUAUCUGGCUCGAUCGGGGCAGCGUGGGGUAGUAUCUGCUUAUUCCAGACCAUAUUUCCAAGGUCAUUUCUUCCCAAGUUCCGAUUCUUCCUAGGCGGGCUUUUGGCCGGUCUGUUCCAGUUGGUUGAUCGCACUCCUGCGGGGCACAUGAAUGCAUUGUAUGCUGCCAGGACGAGCGUGAACUCGCUGUGGAAGGUUGGGGUCAAACAUGGAUGGUGGAGAGGGAUCCGUGGAGGUGACGUGUGGCUGUUUGUGGCUUCACUCGCACUCGUCAACGUGGUGUACGAUCUCGGCAAGAAUACAGCGGCGACUCAGGAUGGAGCGUUGAAGUUGAUCAAGGUGCUGAGGGGCGAGGUGGAGCUAGGAUUGCAAAAGAGGCAGAAGGGAAACGGGGGGGACGGGGGGAACGGCGAGAAGCAGGCGACGAUGAGUGCGACGUUAAGUGAGGGUACGAUGACCGAGGAGGGACUCGACGGAGAGUACGUUGUGCCAGAGGAUGCGUGA